AGGAAGACUGUGGAGUCAGCCGGAUAGUGAAGGAGAGAGAGACUGUGCCUGAGGAUGAGCGGGCUCUCAGGAUGAUGGACACCCCACUCUCGGAAGAACACUUAGACUCACAAAACAAACAACUGGAAAACCAGGAAGAGGAGAUGGGAUUUCAGGAACUGGAUGGUCUGAAGGAAGCCUUGGCAAACCUCCGGGGACUGUCAAAGGAGGAAAAGAGUGAGAAGGCGAUGCUUCGCUCCCGUAUCCACGAGCAGUCCCAGCUAAUCUGCAUCCUGAAGCGAAGGUCAGACGAGGCCCUGGAGCGCUGUCAGGUCCUGGAGCUGCUCAACACAGAGCUGGAGGAGAAGAGGCUGCUGGAGGCCGAGAAGCUGAAGGCUAAGAGCGAGCUUGCCCAGAAGCUGGAGGAACGCUUUAUGACCCUGGCAGCCAACCAUGAGUUGAUGAUCCGCUUCAAGGAUGAACACAAGAGUCAGAAUAUCAAGCUGAGAGAAGAGAAUGAGAAGCUGAGGCUGGAGAACAGCAACCUCUUCAGCCAGGCUCUGAAGGACCAUGAGGCUAAAGUCCUGCAGCUCACCGCCCGGAGCGAGGCCCUGGCCGAAGAGCUGCAGACUCUGAAACAAAGGUGUGCCCAGGACGCCGACCGGGCACAGGCCCGAGAGAAGGAGCUGCUGGAGCUGCAGAGCCAGCAGGCAAGCGCCCACGCCAAGGAGACGGAGCAGCUGCGCAGUCAGCUGCAGAGCCUCAAGCAGCAGCACCAGCAGGCCAUGGCGCAGAUGGCGAAGGCCGAGCAGGCCCACAGCAGCCUGAGCCAGGAGCUGCAGACCAGGCUGCAGAUGGUCACUCGGGAGAAAGAGGAGCUGCUGCAGCUGUCCAUGGAGAGGGGCAAGGUGCUUCAGAGCAAGCAAGCAGACAUCCGCCAGCUUGAGGAGAAGUUGGAGACAGCAAAUGUGGCCAGAAGACAAGCGCUAGAGCGGUUUGAGCAAGAGGCAGUGGCUGUGGACAGUAACCUGAGAGUUCGGGAACUUCAGCGUAGGGUCGAUGGGAUCCAGAAGGCCUACGACGAGCUCAGGCUGCAGUCAGAAGCUUUCAAAAAGCACAGCCUGGAUCUUUUAAGCAAGGAGAGAGAACUCAAUGCCAAACUCCGCCAUCUCUUCCCAUAA
Messenger RNA from Pteronotus mesoamericanus, 1160 nucleotides. RefSeq names its product coiled-coil domain containing 89 (gene CCDC89). The record is from RefSeq and is a predicted model, not a curated record. NCBI's taxonomy places the organism in Eukaryota, Metazoa, Chordata, Mammalia, Chiroptera, Mormoopidae.